Messenger RNA from Bolinopsis microptera, 4242 nucleotides. Its product is annotated as cytosolic carboxypeptidase 1-like. Gene Ontology annotation, biological process: protein side chain deglutamylation; proteolysis. The coding region runs from base 75 to 3407 and encodes 1110 amino acids. The record is from RefSeq and is a predicted model, not a curated record. Gene Ontology annotation, molecular function: metallocarboxypeptidase activity; zinc ion binding. The transcript has 28 exons. Lineage: Eukaryota; Metazoa; Ctenophora; Tentaculata; Lobata; Bolinopsidae.
AGGGAAUGUAAGCAAACUCUGCUGGAUCAAAUGCUGCAAUGAUUCAUCUGUGACUGAGCGUUGAGGGGAGCAACAUGUCCAACCCUAAACCAAGCAGCUCGAGGGUGUCAGGAUUGCUUCAAGUGAUAGAAAGAAGUGCUGGAACUGGACUUGACGACAAAAAUGUGGAGAACGUCUCACAAGCAACUGCUAAAAUCCUUAGAAUGCUCGGCCAACAAGAGAAGACCCUGACGGAAAGCAUCCUCCGAAAAUCCAAAGUUUCACAAUCCCUUGUGACUUUACUCAUGACGACUCAAGACGUGGCCCUCCAUCUGAAUACGGUUCAUAUAUUAGUUCACAUCGCUUCAUCAUCAAACAGCAAGUGUACGAGGUUGGUGCGACAAGGAGCCCCUCACGCCCUGCUAAGAAGUGUUGCUGCCACAUCACGUGUCCGACCCCUACUCGAGGAAUUGUGUCUUCAUCAACACUUGUUACUCAUCAAACUUGCCACCAAGGAGAAGAAGCUAGCUUUGAAGGCGCGAUUGUGUGGUGUUGUGACGGUGACGCUAGACCUUGCUAAACAGUGCAUCAACAACAUCGACCUCAGUUCACCCUUACUUCAGGUGCUAAAGAUUUACGCUACCAACCACUCCAACUCCUUAUCGCUGGUUAAAAACGGUGUCCUCAACCUUAUAGAACGAUAUUUCUCAAUGUACGGUAAACAAAAUAUAGCGGUGUUCAGAUACGCUCUGGAACUGUAUACACAGGUACUGGCUAUACGGGCCAACGCUGUCAAGGCUGCUGCCAACGGCGCUACAAGGAGAAUGUUGGAUCUAUUCAACUACUGGACGGAUCUAGACAAGCUCCACAAGUUUGUGCACAUAAGAAAGUCCAUACUGAACUCUAUUAAACAUCUGGUGGGAAAUGAGAGCGGCAGGAAGUCUCUGAUAAAGUGUGAUGGUAUAUCAAUACUAUACGCUACUGCUAAACAGUCUGAUGAGAUGAAGCAGGAGAUACAGAGGAACUGUUCCACUCACACCUCUUCAGACUUCAAACUGAGGGUCACUGUUAAUACACAGGAUAUAUACAAGAAGACAGACACUACCAAUCCAAACGGUAAAGCGAUUGACAACCUAGCGCUGACAUGCAGCCAGAUCAUCCGGAAAUCUAUGCCGAAAGUGUGUCUACCAAUCCCCUCGCUACACGGCCCCGUUUACUUUGACGAAUCAUCACUCGACCCAACAGAUCCGUAUCUCCUUCAGGAGUACAAAGAAGACGGGUAUGAAGACGAGGACGAAGCCCCUGCAGAAGAAGUCCCUCUCACCCUCACCAAUGUAGAGGACUUCUUAAAGUUUUUCCCCGAGCUCACCGAUUAUCAGAACAACAAGGUAAUAUUGGAUCAGCUGUCAGAGUACCGUAAGGAGUUCAUCACUCUGGUACCACAGACCCCAAGUAACAGUCAGAACGAACUGUCAGACGAGCGCUCGGAUACAGGUCCGAUAAGUGUGAUAGUGAAACCUGUCCUCCAAAACGGUUCCUCGCAGUCGAUCAGAUCUCAGAGCAGUCCUAAGAGCUCCGGAUCCGACCCUCUUAGAAAGAUAUCUAACAGCUGUGACCCCAACCUUCCUCCAAGAUCAGUGACCUCUAAGAGAUCAUGUAGGAACGUGAAGUCUGUAACCAACUCUCUGAGCAACAUGUCGCUAGGAGAUUCCCCCGUUCUAACUGCCUCCUACUCGCCUCCCCCUGCUAAAGCAGUCAAACACUUCGCCAAGGUUGCAGCCCCAGACAUGUACUCACACCGACCUCCCCACUACUUGGAGCAACUAUACGACCCGAUACAAUCAGUACAGAGAACUCUUAUGUUACUGGAUAUUGCUCGGGCUGUUCACCCGGAGACACUGAUCAACAGGAUCGCUUACGACCAGGACGAGUUAGUAAAGACAGAGGAGCCAAGUAACCACGCCCUCAGCAACAUUAAGUGGGACCCUGCCCUCAGAAGAUGUAAGAUACUCCCCUCUAUUCCUCAGACCAGACUUAACGCAGAUCCUCCUCUUGAUGUACUGAGUCAGCACAUGAACGAAGAGAACUCAACAGGAACGGUUAAUAUCCCUAUUCUACAAUUCGAAUCGCGGCACGAGUGCGGGAAUCUCCGUAAAGCUAUUCAAGUGCGGAUAUUCGAAUAUGAUCUAGUGUUAAAUUCAGACAUCGGCUCCACCCGGCACCACCAGUGGUUCUACUUUGAAGUCCAUAACAUGGUCGCUGAUUUCCCCUAUAGGUUCAAUAUCAUUAAUUGUGAGAAGAGCUGCUCUUCAUUUACCCAAGGAAUGCAGCCGCUGUUAUACUCGGCCCACGAUGCGUUAACAAACGGUACAGGAUGGCAGCGAUGUGGUAAACGUAUCUGCUACUACAAGAACAACUUCGUGAGGAAAGCAACAGAGGACACGGGUAGAGCAAGUGCGGCACAGAACAUGCACACUCUUACCUUCACUAUCUGCUUCCCCCACUCACAUGAUACCUGCUACAUAGCCUACCAUUAUCCUUACUCUUACUCUUCUCUACAGGCACAUCUACUAGAAGUACAGCACCUGCACGGUAUAAGCUCGGUGUUAAGAAGACAGACUCUGUGUACCUCAAUAGGGGGUAACCCUGUAGACCUCCUCACCAUCACCCAGUUCUCUCCUUCUCACAACAAAUCCUCAGCUAACAGCAUCAACGAUAGAGAAUACGUGGUUUUAUCAGCCCGGGUGCAUCCUGGCGAGUCUAACUCUAGUUGGAUCAUGAAGGGGGUCAUCAACUUUCUUAUUUCUGACAGCGAGAAAGCACAGCAACUUAGGAACAAAUUCGUCUUCAAGAUAAUCCCCAUGUUGAAUCCGGACGGUGUUAUCAAUGGUUCACACAGGUGUUCCUUAUUAGGGGUUGACAUGAACCGACAGUGGAUUAAUCCGCAUCCAAACCUUUACCCCACCCUGUACCACACUAAAGGAGUGAUACAGCUGUUAGUAGCACUAGGUAAACGUCCUGUCUUGUACUGUGAUUUCCACGGUCACAGCCGCAAGAAGAAUGUCUUUAUGUACGGUAACAUCACUCAACCAGCAGAUAAUGCCACUGUCAAGCUACUCCCAACAAUCCUGGAUAUCCACGCCCCAGCUUUCUCUUUCUCCAACUGCUGUUUUACGGUGGAGAAGUCACGUGAGAGUACAGCACGAGUAGCACUCUGGAGACAGUUCGGGAUUACACGGAGUUACACACUGGAGAGUUCUUAUUGUGGUGCCGACCAGGGUCUUUACAAGGGAUGUCAGCUGGGUACGCAGCACUUAGAGGAGAUGGGGGCUAAGUUCUGUGAGGGUAUCCUCAUCAUGUCCUCCGCUGAUCAACCUUGCUGUCUAAGCGAUGAGACGGACGAAGACGAGGACAGAACCAAAAGAUAACGUUUGGAUAUACAAAACUUCAAAUUAUUUUUCUUCCGAUAGCGACGACUCAGAGGAUGACGAUGAUUCGAGUGCUGAAUGAGAUGAGCUGAUCACACCUGAUGAUGACAUCACGUGACAUUUUAUGACGUCACUAGUUACUCCGCAAGACCACAGUGUUGGUCCAGAGACUGACCAAAUGCUAACUUUAAUCAGAAUUCAGAUGAUGAGAUGUGUUUUUAUUAUGAUAUAAUGGCCUUGAAAGUAAAUAGGUUCACUUUCUACAUGAUAUGAUUUCAUCAGGAUCCUGUUUUAUGGAUUCUUCAAACCAUAGGGUGGGCCAAGAUUGGCUUGUAAUGUUAUAUUGCGUUGGCCUCGUGGAAUUGUGUGAAACGGUUGUUCUAUCCAAAUUGAUGUGAAGGUAAUUUUGGCCCACUGCUCAAUGUUAAUAUAUAACAAUAGUUUUACUCAUGGGUAGUUUCACUUUUAGUUACAAUAUCAGAUUAUAUAGUGAUUAAAUAAAGAAUGUGUAUUGUGAUUUUUAUGGGGACAAAGAUUUUAACUUGUGUCUAAACAAACGGGUAAUAUUCUAGUGGUACUUUAGUUAAUCAUGUACAUUAAGUUUUAUGAUUUUACUUAGAUUACGAGGAAUUGAUGGCCUAACAACACAAAUACAUAAAAGUAGAUCAUUUUGUUGAACUGAUGAUAAUAAUUAACCUUCACCUUAAUAGAGAUGAUAUUGAUUAAUUGAUUGAUGAAUGCUGGUAUGUUGAAAUGAGAAUAUAAAAGUCAUGAAUGUAGAAUAAUGUGCUUCUGUAAGUUGAAGAGUUUUUGAAGAAUUUAUUCCUCAUUAUAA